AUGCUUCUUGUUGACUUUUAUCGAGUUGCGAGUAGUUCGGUGCUGACCCGGGAAGUCCAACCUGCCACUAUGUUCGAGAUUUCAAAUGAUUGCCUAUUCUCAAUUAUUGCCAGUAAUCGAAUCAAAGGGUUGGUCUGGCUACUGGUCACCUCCCUUUCUGUGGGGCAGGACAUGGUACCUCACUCGAGGGCAUUUUUGCCGUCUAUACCCUUCUGUGUGGUCACCAGGGGUUACGAUAUUCGUCCUGUUCCUCAAUUACCGAACUUGAAGGACAUGAAG
Acaulospora colombiana is the source of this 279-nucleotide messenger RNA. Lineage: Eukaryota; Fungi; Glomeromycota; Glomeromycetes; Diversisporales; Acaulosporaceae. The record is from the annotation of a GenBank genome assembly.